Molecule: messenger RNA, 623 nt
Organism: Oncorhynchus gorbuscha (pink salmon)
Lineage: Eukaryota; Metazoa; Chordata; Actinopteri; Salmoniformes; Salmonidae
Product: ryanodine receptor 2-like
Exons: 6
Biological process (GO): calcium ion transport
Cellular component (GO): smooth endoplasmic reticulum; Z disc; sarcoplasmic reticulum membrane
Molecular function (GO): ryanodine-sensitive calcium-release channel activity
Source: RefSeq, a predicted model, not a curated record
ACGUUGGGACACCACCGAAAGGAGAGAGCGUUCCUCACGAGCAGCAGAUGAAGUUUUUUGGAAAGGUGGUCCUGCCAUUGGUCGACCAGUACUUCAAGAAUCACCGCCUCUACUUCCUGUCCACGGCCAUCCGACCAAUCAGCAGCGGGGGCCACGCCUCCAAUAAGGAGAAGGAGAUGGUGACAAGCCUGUUCUGCAAACUGGGACUUCUUGUCAGACAUAGGAUAUCAUUGUUUGGAAGCCAUGCUACCUCCAUAGUCAACUGUCUUCACAUACUGGGUCAGACACUGGACGCCAGGACGGUGAUGAAGACGGGUCUGGAGACGGUGAAGACGGCGUUGAGGACGUUCUUCAACAACGCAGCGGAGGACUUGGAGAAGACUUUAGAGAACCUGAAACAGGGCCAGUUCACUCACAGUCACUCCCAGCCCAAAGGAGUCACCCAGAUCAUUAACUACACCAGCGUAGCCCUGCUCCCUGUCCUCUCCUCCCUGUUCGAACACAUCGGGCAGAACCUCUUUGGGGAAGACCUCAUAUUGGAUGACGUCCAGGUGGCCUGUUAUAGGAUCCUCAACAGCCUGUAUAGUCUUGGUACCAACAACAGCAUCUACGUAGAAAGGUAA